This is a messenger RNA of Rhinichthys klamathensis goyatoka, 1139 nucleotides long. RefSeq names its product usherin. Bases 212 to 817 code for a protein of 201 amino acids. Lineage: Eukaryota; Metazoa; Chordata; Actinopteri; Cypriniformes; Leuciscidae. The transcript has 5 exons. The record is from RefSeq and is a predicted model, not a curated record.
CAAUUACAGCUGCAGAGACACCUUACACACACCGUUUCUGUCCUUUCCACACUCACCUUGAAGAGACGACACAGACCGAAUAGCUUCAUUUAAGUGUUUUCCAGAUGCACAUCUAUAAAAUGUUUCAGGUCAGCGCUCAUGGUUGAUUCUCCGGUCCGUUUGAGGGCCCUGUCUCAUGUCACACACACACUCCUGGGGUCCCUGAACCCCUAUGAGAGGAACCACGGACGCAGACACUGGUGUCGAGGCACCCACUCCUGCCGGUGGUCGUCUGGGUGCCGGUGCGGGAGGUUCACCGUUCUACCGCGAGCUGUGGUUCAUCGUGCUGAUGGCUGGAGUCGCGCUCGUGCUGUUGGCUCUCAUUCUGGCUAUAGUUUUACACAAGGCUUUGAACAAACCACCGUUCACCCGAGAGCGACCGCCGCUUGUCCCGCUGCCACUGCAUCGCCGCAGCCCGUUGACCAACUACCCACCCAGCAACUCCUACCUGUUCGACAUGGUUCCAGAAACGGUGGGCUCUCCGAACAGCGUCACACUGAAGGCCUACACGAUGCACAUGGAGGAGGUGAUUGAGGGUAAAAUGGUUGAUGAAGACGGUUCUGCGGAGGGUGUGGUGACCGUCUCAGGUCUGUACGCACAGAACGCUCUACAGCGCAGCGUCAGUCAGCUGAUGGACAAGAAAGACGAGGAAGCGUGGGAGCCGCACUUCAGACGCCUCGACAGUGGCCUGUUUGAAGGUGAGGAGUUUGUGGACAGCAUCAAAGGCUUCAGCACAGUCAGGAAAGAACACACCAUGUUCACGGACACUAACCUUUGACCUUCCUCAUGACCUCUGACUCUCAUCUCAUAUGAGAGCGGGAUCGGCACUUUCUCCAAACAUCACCUCAUAUCAGAGGAAAAUAAACUGAACUAUGUUUUGGUGAAGUUGGACUCUCGUCUCUAUGGACCUGCGACACUAAUGGUGUCUCCAACUCUAACACAGACAGGAGGAAAUGACAUUAUACAGCAGGCCAAAACAACAACAACAGGUUCACAUCAAUAUUGAACCACUGACUUGAAACUAAUAUUUCUGUAAGAUGGCAAACAAGGAUUGUUUAAAGUUGGCUUGAAUGGAAUAUUUGAACAUUUUCAAACUCUUU